AUGACCCUGAACCGUUACGAUGACAUGGAGUACAAUGUCACAGUCGCAGGCCUUAGUAGUUCUGCUGAUCAUGGAUGUUCUUGGUGUACGCUGCUGCUGGAAAACAUCCUUAAGAACACCAAACCUAAGGGGAACUGGCCACCGCUCAUCAACCUCCUAUCCGUCAACAUCGCUUGCGAAGACGAAGAGUAUGUAUGUGAGAUCGUGCUAGGCGCAUUUACCGCGUCCCGGACGCAUGCGGCAGACUUUUUUCUGUCGAUACCGGAGCGCAAAACAGCACCACUGGGCUUCAAUGUUGAGAGAUGUCAGAAGUGGCUCCACGCGUGUCAAAAUUCUCAUGACCGCUGUGCAGGUGGAAAGUCUUAUCUGCCGACUCGCAUACUAGACGUUGCGCCUCAGAUGGGCGACUCGUACGUGGCGCUUCACGUCAGUCAGCCGAAAGAAGUGGCGGCCUAUCUUGUUCUCUCAUACAGAUGGGGUGGGCCUCAACAUAUCACGUUGGCAACUUCAACGAUGGAAGCCUUCUGCAACGGCAUAAAGCUAGAUACUCUACCGCAGACCUUGAAGGACGCAGUUGAAGUGACGAAAGGUUUCAAUGUUCGAUACCUCUGGGUGGAUGCUUUGUGUAUUAAGCAGGACUCUGCAGAAGACAAAGCAAUGGAAAUAUCGAAAAUGCAUCAGUACUACAGAAACGCAAGCGUGGUAAUUCAGCCAACGGGGUUGAAAUCAGUGCAAGAUGGCUUUCUUGGAAAAAACAUAAACGCCCCACACAAGCCAGAUAUUGCGCCCACGACUAAUCCGAAGAUACUCGAAGAGUACUUCAUCAGGGUACCAUUUUUCACCCUGAAUGGCAUUGAAGAUUCAAUACUUCUACAAAGUGAUCCUACGAUGUACGAGCCCAGAAACGAACCUCUCAACCAUCGCGCUUGGGUUCUUCAGGAGCGCCUCCUGGGUCGUCGACUGUUAAUAUUUCCUUCCAGCGGAGGGCUUGUGUGGCGAUGCGAACUAUACGAGCAAACCGACGGUCGAGUCUAUAUGUCGAAGGCGGCGACUGAAGGACGGGAACGCGUAAUGCGUCAAACGUCGCAAUCGCUUCAGCCGCAGGAGAUCCACUAUUCAUGGAGAGCCAUAAUUGACUUUUAUAGCGGCUGCGACAUGACAGAUCCGGCAGAUAAACUGGUUGCGAUUGGCGCGGUUGCGGACCACUACUUCGAACUUUAUGGGACACAACUUGGCACAUACUGCGCGGGACUGUGGUUCAAUUUUUUGGUGCGAGAUCUUGACUGGUAUCUCCACCCGGACUCUCUGAGCGCAAGACCGAGAAUAUACAGAGCCCCGACAUGGUCUUGGGCUGCUGUAGACGGGCAACUUGUUGACUUUUACGGCAUCCGGCCAGUCGAGGACAAAUGUCCUGCCAAGAUCAUAAGCUGUGAGACCAUCCUUUCUUGCGCCCAAGCGCCCUUUGGUUCUGUCUCAGGCGGAUGCCUCAGGCUUGAAGGCGCCUUGAAGAAAUUCACCUGGUCUGAUAAUUCCGGAUCCAUGAGCUUGUUUGACGACCAGUCACAGAUGGAAUGUCCAGACUACGACCUGUCAGUUUAUCCGGACAGUCUGGAAGAUGUAAUAAUCGACAGGGAGACACUUUCUUUUCUUCUGCUACGAUCCUGGUCAAUGCACAAUUUUGACGAAGGGAAAUGGAUCAUGAGUGGAUUGAUGCUACAGCCAACGGAAGGUGGAUUGCACCGGCGAACGGGAGCUUUCUUGUGUACAACAUACAACGAGACGUGGUUCGAUCAGUAG
Endocarpon pusillum Z07020 is the source of this 1797-nucleotide messenger RNA. RefSeq lists its product as uncharacterized. Bases 1 to 1797 code for a protein of 598 amino acids. The transcript has 3 exons. Lineage: Eukaryota; Fungi; Ascomycota; Eurotiomycetes; Verrucariales; Verrucariaceae. The record is from RefSeq and is a predicted model, not a curated record.